CGACCAUUCGGGUGUCAAGGUCGUUCCAGUGAGCACUCUAGAAAGCAUGAAGCUGGAAGUCCAAGAUAUGGAGCGAGUAGUUGCGGAUAAGGAAAAGCGUAUGCGGCGACUGAAGGAAAUCUGGACGGCGAAGUCGUCGGAAUUCCGCGAAGCUGUUGCGUCCCUGCUGGGAUAUAAACUGGAUUUCCUUCCCAAUGGUCGUGUCCGAGUCACGUCGAUGUUCCAUCUAUCAGCUGCUUACAGACAUGGUGACCAUGAUGCUCCAUCGGACUCCCGGGGCCCAGGAAGCAUGGGCAACGGCGAGGAAAACUCAAUAAUCUUCGACGGAGAAAACGGUACGAUGAAGAUCUCGGGUGGUCCCAACAGCCUCUUUGCCAUGGAGAUCAAGCAUCUCAUCAAGUUCUGGGUCGAGGAGAGGAAGGAUAUUCCCUGUUUCCUUGCCGCUAUGACGCUGGACUUUUUUGAUAAGACCACGAGAGCCGCACGCAUGUAGAUGUACGAUUCUGCCCAAAGGGCAUGUGGUUUAGUUAUAUUUUGGUCAUGCAAAUUUUAAUGUGAUUCCCCG
Messenger RNA from Aspergillus welwitschiae, 565 nucleotides. RefSeq names its product coiled-coil domain-containing protein MAD1. NCBI's taxonomy places the organism in Eukaryota, Fungi, Ascomycota, Eurotiomycetes, Eurotiales, Aspergillaceae. Gene Ontology annotation, biological process: mitotic spindle assembly checkpoint signaling; attachment of mitotic spindle microtubules to kinetochore. The coding region runs from base 47 to 493 and encodes 148 amino acids. The transcript has a single exon. The record is from RefSeq and is a predicted model, not a curated record. Gene Ontology annotation, cellular component: mitotic spindle; nuclear envelope; kinetochore.